AUGGGUUUCUUGGAAACCGUAAUCCUGUCCGCGCUGCAUGCCUCGCUGCUGUGCCCUGUAUGUUCGAGCGCUACGAUUGCACUGCUCCACCACGAGGAGGAAAAGCGGCGCCAGCGGUGGGCAGACUUCGUCUUCGUUCCUGCAAACUUGGAUGCCGGCUCAGCGUCUCCUCCGCAGAGUUUGGAAGCUUGUCGUGGACUCGAUCUUCAAUCCGAGCUUGGGCCCGAAGCAAUGGCUUCGAAACGUGAACUGGGAAGUGGUGCGUUUGGUGAUGUCACACUGCACGAGGAGGACGGGAAAUCGUACGCCCUCAAGACGAUUUCCCACCAGCUGCUAAAGCACCGCCAGCUUGAGGCCGCUGCACAGGUGGAGCGCGAAGCCCUCGAAAUAUGCCAAGGACAUCCGUGCAUUGUCCGGUUCUACGGACAUGUGGAGUCUGUGGCAAACACAGUUCUUGUGAUGGAAGUGUUGCAAGACCUCGUGGGUGUGUAUACUUCUGCCAGCCUUUGGGGCAACCCGGCGGUGGUUCGCGAACACGUGGCGUGUGUGGCGGAGGCGCUCUCCUACAUGCACUCCAAGCAGAUCAUGCAUAGAGAUGUGAAGCCCAAGAACAUGUUGUUGGACGCCCGUGGCUGCUGCAAGCUGUGUGAUUUUGGAUCCACGAAGCUUUGCAGUGGCCGUGCUUAUAGUUUUGUGGGCACAGCGGAGUACAUGGCCCCCGAGAUGGUACACUGCUGCUGUGGACUGGUGUUUAGUUCCAUCGACCGGGGAGUUAGCGAGACGGCCUUUGCAGACUUGGCCUUUGAGAGUGCUUCCGAGCUUGUCCAAGGCCUUUGUGCCCAAAUGCCGCACUUACGUCUACCGAUGAUGAACGGUGGCAUCGACAACAUCAAGACACAAUCAUGGUAUGCAGACUUCCUGUGGCCGAACUUUGUGGUUGAGAAAGUGCAGCUCGGAAUGCUUAUAUGCCUGCACCAGACAGCACUGCCAACGCUCUUGGUGACCUCUCGUGAGAGCCGCAUCCCGCCGCAAGCAUCAAGCUCAAGCUCGCAAGCUUCAUGCAACGCCAGUGCAUCCAGUGCCGGUAGUGCCGGCAGGACAAAGGCGCAGGCCAAGUUCUUGGAGCGUGUGCUCAAGAAAGCUUGA
This is a messenger RNA of Symbiodinium natans, 1146 nucleotides long. The record is from the annotation of a GenBank genome assembly. NCBI's taxonomy places the organism in Eukaryota, Dinophyceae, Suessiales, Symbiodiniaceae.